CUUGCAGCGCGGCCGCUAACCUAGGCGGCUUGUUCCGCGAUUCCCCCACGCGGGGCGGGUAAAGAGACUGAGAAGAGCGGCACCAUGCCGUGUGUAAGCCUGCCCGCCAAGGAGAGCAACCUCUUUAAGAGGAUACUGAAAUGCUAUGAACAAAAACAGUACAAAAAUGGACUUAAGUUCUGUAAGAUGAUCCUGUCCAACCCGCGGUUUGCUGAACAUGGAGAAACAUUGGCUAUGAAGGGUCUGACAUUGAAUUGUCUAGGGAAGAAAGAAGAGGCAUACGAGUUUGUAAGAAAAGGACUUCGCAAUGAUGUUAAGAGUCAUGUCUGCUGGCAUGUUUAUGGCCUUUUACAGCGGUCUGAUAAGAAAUACGAUGAAGCAAUCAAGUGUUACAGAAAUGCACUUAAGCUAGACAAAGACAAUUUGCAAAUUCUCAGAGACCUCUCAUUGCUCCAGAUACAAAUGAGAGACUUAGAAGGAUAUCGUGAAACCAGGUAUCAGCUACUUCAGUUACGCCCAACACAGCGGGCAUCAUGGAUUGGCUAUGCUAUUGCAUAUCAUUUGCUUAAAGAUUAUGAAAUGGCCUUGAAAUUGCUUGAAGAGUUCAGGAAAACUCAGCAGGUCCCGUCUAAUAAAAUAGACUAUGAAUACAGUGAACUAAUACUCUACCAGAACCAAGUCAUGAGAGAAGCAAAUCUCUAUCAGGAAGCACUAGAUCACAUUGAGACAUAUAAGAAACAAAUGUGCGACAAACUUCAGGUAGAAGAAAUCAGAGGAGAAAUAUUUUUGCAACUUAAAAGGUUGAAAGAAGCUUCUGUCAUUUAUCGAGCACUGAUAGACCGGAAUCCUGAGAAUUGGCAAUAUUAUGAAAAUUUAGAGAAAGCUUGUGAGCCUGCUACUGUGGAAAAGAGACUUCAGAUCUAUGAAGAGAUUAAUAAAAGACAUCCCAAAGCAGUUUCUCCAAGAAGGUUACCUUUAAACUUUGCAUCAGGUGAAAAGUUUCAAGAACUUGUGAGUCAGUUCCUGCGAGUCAACUUCAGCAAAGGUUGUCCACCCUUGUUUACCACCUUAAAAUCCUUAUAUGGAAAUUCUGAAAAGGUUUUAGUUAUACAAGAACUUGUUACAGGUUUUGAAACUGCACUGAAAUCAUGUAACAUGUUUGAUGUAGAUGAAAAUGGAGAGAAGGAGCCACCUACAACUCUGCUCUGGGUGCGAUAUUUCUUAGCACAGCAUUUUGAUAAAGUUGGACAGUGGUCAUUAGGGUUAGACUAUAUUAAUUCUGCAAUUGCCAGCACCCCAACAUUAAUAGAACUCUUCUAUAUGAAAGCUAAGAUAUACAAGCAUAUCGGCAAUCUUAAAGAAGCAGCUAAGUGGAUGGAUGAGGCCCAGUCCUUGGACACUGCAGAUCGUUUCAUCAAUUCAAAGUGUGCAAAAUAUAUGCUAAGAGCAAAUAUGGUCAAAGAGGCAGAGGAAAUGUGCUCAAAAUUUACACGGGAAGGUAUGCCUGCCGUGGAAAACCUAAACGAGAUGCAGUGCAUAUGGUUCCAGACAGAAUGUGCCAGAGCCUUUCAGAGACAAGGGAAAUAUGGGGAGGCACUUAAGAAAUGCCAUGAGAUUGAACGGCAUUUUUUUGAGAUCACCGACGACCAGUUUGAUUUCCACACGUACUGUAUGAGGAAAAUGACUUUAAGAGCAUAUGUGGAUCUUCUGCGACUGGAAGAUGUUCUCAGGCAACAUGAGUUUUAUUUUAAAGCUGCUGAGACUGCCAUAGGAAUCUACUUGAAGCUGCAUGAAAAUCCUUUGACCAAUGAAAACAAAGAGCAAGAAGUCAAUUCAGAAAACCUCUCUGCUAAGGAAUUAAAAAAAGUAUUAAGUAAACAAAGGAGAGCUCAGAAGAAAGCAAAACUAGAGGAGGAGAGAAAACAUGCUGAGAGAGAGCGGCAGCAGAAAAAUCAAAAGAAGAAGAGGGAUGAAGAGGAAGAAGAAACAACUGGCCCUAAGGAAGAGUUAGUUCCUGAAAAACUGGAAAGGGUAGAUAACCCUCUUGAAGAGGCUAUCAAAUUCCUUACACCUCUCAAAAGCCUUGCAGCAAAUAAUAUCCGCACCCAUUUAUUGGCAUUUGAAAUCUAUUUUAAAAAAGGAAAGUUUCUGCUCAUGUUACAGUCCAUUAAAAGAGCUAUUUCCAUUGACCCAAACGAUCCGUGGUUACAUGAAUGCUUGAUAGGGUUUUCAAAAGCAGUUUCAGAUCACAAUAAUCUCCCAGAAAUAGUGAACAAGGUACUUAAGCAUGAGAUGAAGAGUAUCUUCACUGACAAGAAUAUGAACAGUUUUAAUGAAGAGUUCCUCAGGCGCAAUUCUACCUCCAUUCGGCAUUUGCUUUCAGGGGGGAAAAUUAUGUAUUAUUUGGACAAAUCUAGGCAAGAGAAAGCAAUUGCCAUUGCAACAAAACUGGAUGACACUUUAAUUGAUAAAAAUGUUCAGAGCCUGACUAGUGUCUUAGAUGCACUUCUUGACGGAAGCUUUGGAAGCUGCAAUACUCAGUAUGAGGAGUAUCGGACAGCCUGUCACAAACUAUUCCCCUUAACGCCUGCCUUUAUGCUGUCUGCAAAUGAAGAUGACUGCAGUACAAUGCCGAUAAACCAUGCUGCUCUUAACCAUGAUGUGCUCUGUAUUGAAAUAUAGCACAAUGUUGACGUUCAAAGACUUCAGUGAUAAAGGGGUCACAUGCAUUGUUGUAAUGCAGAUCAGAUCAAAAUUUGGCCUUCUACCCUCUCUCUCUCUCCCUCCCUCAGCCUUCCAAAGAAAGGCCAACAGAUCACAUUGCUGAUCUAAAUCUGUCCUGUUUGUAACUGUACAGUUUUAAGUCUUUCUUCUUGUUUACUGGAGGAGUUGAUUAAUAUCUCCUUGUUUUGCAAUACGAGCAAACUGCUUUCUUAGAGAGUUACAAAUAGAAAGCUAAGGGUGAAAAUACAUAAAGUCAGAUGUAGCAUUAAUAGGUGAACCGCUUAGCUUGGCGUUUUUUUCUGGUUUUAUUUCAAAAGCAUACACAUCCUCGUGAGAUAUCUACAAGAUAAUACACUUAGAAUGCAUAUUGACAUGAUCUUAAAUUAGAGGCUGACAGAAUGAAGCACACUUCAGUGAUUGAGACAAAACAUAGGGAAGUCUACAGGAGUCAGGUUAAGCCAAUUUCUUUUAUUGCAAUAUAAUCAUUGCAUCCUUGCACUUUUGUGUUUUUAAAGAACAUUCAGAGAUGAAUUAAAACAGUCGAUUUAAUAUGCCCUUCAUGGAAGUCGAUUGUUGUAGCGUUCCAUGUUCUGUGUCUGUUUUGUGUUUGCUAGUUUGGGUGCAAUACUGCCUGUGCUAUUGAGUGUACACAUAAAAUGAUCCCUUACCUUCUGAAGGUGACAGUAGUUAUAGUAUAUUAAAAUAAGCUACAGGCCCCGCAGCAAGUAUAUUAAUACUAAGCAGUUGCACGUUUUACCGAUACCUUUUGCACCUUACUUUUGACAAGUUUUGGGAGAUUACAGAUUUAAAAGGGAAAAUAUAAGCAUUUUCAUUUGUUUUCAUAUGACAUAUCUUUCCUUAGUUGUUUCUUUUAAACCCCAAGCUUCCCUAUUUAAGUAUGUUUUUAAUAUGCUUUUUUAAGUCAACAGUUUAGUAAAAAAAAAUAAAAGGCAUUUUGAAUAA
Molecule: messenger RNA, 3687 nt
Organism: Xenopus laevis (African clawed frog)
Lineage: Eukaryota; Metazoa; Chordata; Amphibia; Anura; Pipidae
Product: N-alpha-acetyltransferase 16, NatA auxiliary subunit
Exons: 20
Coding region: 85-2682 (865 amino acids)
Source: RefSeq, a predicted model, not a curated record